Parathielavia appendiculata is the source of this 824-nucleotide messenger RNA. RefSeq lists its product as uncharacterized. The coding region runs from base 188 to 721 and encodes 177 amino acids. The record is from RefSeq and is a predicted model, not a curated record. The transcript has a single exon. NCBI's taxonomy places the organism in Eukaryota, Fungi, Ascomycota, Sordariomycetes, Sordariales, Chaetomiaceae.
UUGUACUUGUAUCUAUGGGGAGGUUGAGCGGCCAGUGUGGAGCCCGACUCAUUGCUGGGCCGUGAGUCAGAGGACCAGGGAGCGCCGAUUUAAUUGCCUGUAUCCAUACGGAGGUUUCCUCUGAGGAGUCUACGCCAGUUUCAACGGUGAGCAGCUGUGACCAAAAGUCGCCUGUGUGUGACACGGGAUGCGGGAAGCGGGACGGAGGGAACGCCUCAGCCCUCAUCUGUUAUCCGCUAAUCAACCUGACGACAUCCAAAUGAUGGACAUCAAAAGGCAUUCCAGUAGCAGGGCCGAGAGAUUGAGAUGGCCUUUAUUAUCGUACUGUGGUGACAUGGUUCCUACCUUACCUACCCUAAGAUAUGCAUUGACCAACUUCCCUUCUACAAUCAAGUUAUCCGCACAUCGAGCAGUGCUCUCUAUGCCGCACACAGUGUACUGCACGCUCGUCCUCGACGUCCAGAGUGCUCUGCCGUACCUGACCCGUCCCACCCACAUUCUGAACCCAUGUAUGGAAAUCGUCAGGGUCUUCAUGCAACUUGCCCGUUUCGCUCAUGAACGCUGGUUUCAACCUGGCGCUCAAAGGCCAGCCGAUCGUUCUUUUGGAAGCCUGGUCUCCAUUGCGCUGUGCACCAUGCUUGCAGAGGAGGCUUCACAUGGCGGUGCCAGUUCUCAAUUUCAUUGCUCGGCUUCAUAUCACGCUAUCACCGUUACGGUCUAAGGUCAUGGCAUUCUCUGCACUGUCCUUGCCCCCACAGUGCGCAUCACUCAGGUCAUACGCAGCAGGUGAUGGCUCCGAUUUUCUUACCUCUGUAUCCGUGUAU